This is a messenger RNA of Gadus morhua (Atlantic cod), 3131 nucleotides long. RefSeq names its product transmembrane channel-like 2b (gene tmc2b). The coding region runs from base 124 to 2991 and encodes 955 amino acids. The record is from RefSeq and is a predicted model, not a curated record. Lineage: Eukaryota; Metazoa; Chordata; Actinopteri; Gadiformes; Gadidae. Gene Ontology annotation, cellular component: plasma membrane. Gene Ontology annotation, biological process: detection of mechanical stimulus involved in sensory perception of sound; vestibular reflex. Gene Ontology annotation, molecular function: mechanosensitive monoatomic ion channel activity. The transcript has 20 exons.
GUUCCCCGUGCUCCCAGUUGCUCUCCUGUCGAAGGGAGACCACUGCAUGGUGGACGGUGACCCCGAGGCAAACCGGGGACUAAACCCAGAGCCUCACGGACUGAACUCAGGUUCAUCACUUCAAUGCCUCCCAAGAGGAAGAAGGAUGUUGUGAUCCGGUCUGAAGAUGUGGGAAUUGAGAUCGAUGCCCAGGAGGACAGUGGGAGUGAGGAGGAGGCCAGGAGAAGAGCCAGAAACAGGAGAGCCAAACCUUCUCCACGUAGAGCCAAACGCCCAGUGAGCGAUGACGAAGACGAGGAGGAGGAGGAGGAAGAGCCCCCGAGGAGGAAAGGACGGCGGGGGAAGGCCAAGGUGCAGGACAGUGAUGAGGAGGAGGAAGAGGAGGAGAAAAAGGGCAGGAAAAAGAAACCUGUCAAAGCUUCCAACAGGAAGAAAAAGGCAGUGAAGGAGGAGAGUGAGGAAGAGGAGGAGGAGAGCGCAGAGGAACGAGGGAAGAAUAAAAAACGAGGCAAAGCGCCGAGCAAAAAGGAGAAGGAGGAGCAGAACAAGGUGAAGAAAAGCGGCAAGGACAAAGGAAGCGAGAAAAACAAGAGAAAGAACAGUGGAAAGUUCAGCAGGUGCAGUAUUCUCUCGUCGGGGUCGGGUUCUGACUCUGACUCUCUGUCGGAGGGCGAGAUGGAGCUCCUGAAGGAGGAGGUAGAGGAGAAGAAGAAGCUCAUCACGACUUUGAGGAACAAACCCUGGCGCAUGAAGAGGAGACUCCAACAACUCAAGGAGGCCCAGGCGUUUGUGGAGAAGUUUGAAGGCGCUUUAGGCAAAGGAAAAGGCAGGAAGCUCUACGCAUACAAAGUGAUGAUGGCCAAGAAAUUGAUCAAAUUCAAGCGUGACUUUGAGAACUUCAAAACUGCUUGUAUCCCCUGGGAGAGGAAGAUCAAGGAGGUGGAAAGUCACUUUGGUUCCUCGGUGGCCUCCUACUUCAUCUUCCUGAGGUGGAUGUAUGGCCUCAACCUGGUCCUCUUUGGUUUCAUGUUUGGGCUUGUGGUCAUGCCUGAGGUUCUAAUGGGUCUUCCCUAUGGCUCCAUUCCCAGGAAAACCGUCCCCAGACCGUUGCAGGAAACAGCGAUGGACCUUUCAGUCUUACUUGACUUUGGUGGGUUCAUGAAGUACUCGGUCCUGUUCUAUGGUUACUAUAACGACGAGCGGACCAUCGGUGUGCUGCAGUUCAGGCUGCCGCUCUCCUACCUGCUGGUGGGCGUCGGCAUCUUCGGCUACAGCCUCAUGGUCGUCAUCAGAACGAUGGCCCGCAACGCCAACGAGGGAGGGGACGGGACGGACGAGGGGGACUUCAACUUCAGCUGGAAGAUGUUCACCAGCUGGGACUACCUGAUAGGAAACCCCGAGACCGCAGACAACAAGUUCGCCUCCAUCACCACCAGUUUCAAGGAGUCCAUCGUGGACGAGCAGGAGAACCAGAAGGACGAGAACAUCCACCUGCGCCGGUUCCUUCGGGUGCUGGCCAACUUCUUCAUCCUGUGCACCCUGGGGGGCAGCGGCUACCUCAUCUACUUCGUGGUGAAGCGCUCCCAGGAGUUCGCAGAGAUCGACCAAGACAACCUCUCCUGGUUUGAGAAGAACGAGGUGGAGUUUGUCAUGUCCCUCCUGGGGCUGGUGUGUCCUCCUCUGUUUGAGACCAUCGCCGAGCUGGAGGAGUACCAUCCCCGCAUCGCCCUCAAGUGGCAGCUGGGGCGCAUCUUCGCCCUCUUUCUGGGGAACCUCUACACCUUCCUCUUCGCCCUGUUCGAUGAGGUCAACGCCAAGCUGGAAAACGAAAAGUCCAUUAAGAACGCCACCAUCACAGCAUACAACGAGUACUACUCCAACUACAGCUCCUUCUACAACACCACCGACGUGCCCCCACUCGACAUCCAGCCUGCAGACGCCAUCAGGGGACCCUGCUGGGAGACCGCAGUUGGAAUCGAGUUUGUGAAGCUGACCGUCUCGGACAUCCAGGUGACCUACCUCACCAUCCUCAUCGGGGACUUCCUGCGAGCGGUCCUGGUCCGCUUCCUCAACUACUGCUGGUGCUGGGAUCUGGAGGCGGGCUUUCCUUCAUAUGGAGAGUUUGACAUCAGCGGGAAUGUGCUCGGGCUCAUCUUUAACCAAGGCAUGAUAUGGAUGGGGGCCUUCUACGCCCCGGGCCUGGUGGGCCUCAACGUGCUGCGCCUCCUCUCCUCCAUGUACUACCAGUGCUGGGCGGUGAUGAGCUGCAACGUGCCCCAUGAGAGGGUGUUCAAGGCCUCGCGCUCCAACAACUUCUACAUGGCCCUGCUGCUGCUGGUGCUCUUCCUCAGCCUGCUGCCGGUGGUGUACACCAUCAUGACCCUCUCGCCCUCCUUUGACUGCGGGCCCUUCAGUGGCAGGGAGAAGAUGUAUGAAAUCGUCAUGGAGACGAUCGAGAAAGACCUCCCGGCCUUCAUCGGGAACAUCUUCACCUACGCCACCAACCCCGGCCUCAUCCUCCCGGCCGUUCUCCUCAUGGUCCUUGCCCUGUACUACCUGAACGCUCUGUCUAAGGGAUACCAGCAGGCCAACCUCGACCUCAAGAAGAAGAUGCAGAUGACCCGAGAUGAGGAGAAGAACCGCCGGAACAACAAGGACAGCACCAACCAGGUCAUGAAGGAUCUGGAUGAUCUGCUGCCCAAUAGAUCUCUCAUACCCCCCCCUGAGGAGGAGGAGCCACCCCCGCCUGUCGCUCAAAAGGGAAGCAAGUCUCCUAAACUGAAGCCCGGCUCGGCAGCCAAUGGGAAAGGAGUCAACCUCCAGAAAGAGGUCUCCUUGGCCGCAACCAACCCCAGGGGCGUAGUGAACCGACCCCCGGGGCCCCGAGGGGGACCCCCCGGUAACAUCAGGGGCCCUCAGCCUGGACCAGGGAGGGGCAGGGGCCGGGGGGGGCCCUCCUCCAAGGCAAUAGGGUUCAUAAGGGGCUGUUAGGGUCCCUGAAUGAUCUGCUGCUCAACGGAUGGAAAAUCACGUCAACAGGGGGGCAUCCCCGAUCAAGACCGUAGGAUUACAUUAAAGGGGACUUAUCAUACCACCAGGUGUGAGUGUGAUUAGCCAUAACAAGCUGUUUU